This is a messenger RNA of Dunckerocampus dactyliophorus (ringed pipefish), 2294 nucleotides long. It is a transcript of the gene tor3a, whose product is annotated as torsin family 3, member A. Gene Ontology annotation, cellular component: endoplasmic reticulum lumen; nuclear envelope. Gene Ontology annotation, molecular function: ATP binding; ATP hydrolysis activity. The record is from RefSeq and is a predicted model, not a curated record. The transcript has 6 exons. NCBI's taxonomy places the organism in Eukaryota, Metazoa, Chordata, Actinopteri, Syngnathiformes, Syngnathidae. Bases 290 to 1453 code for a protein of 387 amino acids.
CUUCGUUACAUUGUGUACUACGCUUUCAUUACAUGCGUGUUGUGUAGAGGUGGGCAGUGUUGCGCUUGCGCUCCAAUUUCUUAAGAUGUCAACUGAACAGAACGCGCUGUUUGUCGCGUAUUUACUACGCUACGUCAGAAGGGUAUUCUUAAAUAGUGUGCUGAAAUGUGCAAAUGUGUCCAACUCUGAUAGUCAACUUCCGGCGUAGAAAUCUGGUACGCCCCUCCUCCAAUGGUAGCAUCGACAGACGUCGGGACAGUCAUGCAGUGAUAGCUCGAUGGCUCAUUAGAUGCUGUGUCCAGUUUACGGCCACGGUCGACCUCUUCCUCCAAUGGUUAUCCGCUUCUUAUUGCCGUUGCUGUUGCUGCUGGCUGUCCCCGCACACAGUCAUUUCUUCAGGCUGGAGACCCUCUCCAAUGCGUCCACUUACUAUUUUAAUUACAUUUACUGCAACAUUUGGGAGGGGGAGUGUCAGCCCCACCAGGACGAUGCGACGCAGCAAGGUUUGUGGACAGUUCCUACCAGGGACCUUUGGGCGGCGUUUCCCCAAGACUACAUUAGCCUGGUGUACCAUUGGUACUGCAGCCUGGGUCAGUGCUGUGAGUCUGGAGACUGCAGGGUGACCAACAACAUCACAGGCCUGGCUAGAGACCUCCAGACCAAGCUUCACGGUCAGCACCUGGCCCAGUCUGUGGUUCUGAAAGCCAUCCAGGGUUUUAUCAACAACCCGGAGUCCAACAAGCCCCUGACACUGUCCUUCCACGGCUGGUCCGGUACCGGAAAGAACUUUGUGGCCAGGAUUAUUGCAGAUAACCUUUAUCGUGACGGGGUAAAGAGCGAGUGUGUCCGCCUGUUCAUCGCCCCGUUCCACUUUCCACACGCUAGACUGGUGGACACGUACAAGGGUCAACUGAGAGAGGCAAUCCGGGACAUGGUUCUCCGUUGUUCCCAGACGCUGUUCAUCUUUGACGAGGCUGAAAAGCUCCACCCAGGCCUCAUCGAUGCCAUCAAGCCUUACAUGGACCACUAUGACAACGUGGAUGGCGUAAAUUAUCGAAAGGCCAUCUUCCUCUUCCUCAGUAAUAUUGGAGGAGCGACAAUCAACGAUGUAGCCUUGGACUUUUGGCACUCAGGGCAGAACCGAGAGGACAUCGGGAUGGAAGAUCUGGAACAUCGACUCAGAGCCGAAACCAUGGAGUCGCAAGGUGGAUUUGCCCAGAGUGAGCUAAUGUCGGGCCACCUCAUCGACUUCUUCGUCCCCUUCCUACCUCUGGAAUACCGUCACGUAAAGCUCUGCGCCCAGGACGCCUUCACGGCUCGAGGACUUGAGACAGACGACACCACCCUGGAUGAGGUGGCAAAGGCCAUGCUGUACAUUCCAAAAGAGGAGAGACUGUUCUCGGCCCAGGGAUGCAAGUCCAUACCUCAGCGGAUCAAUUUCUUUCUUCCUUAGAAGACAGACCUGGAGCGGGUGCGGUGGUUCAUGCCUUUACAGGUGCAACACGUGUCUGUCCAGGUCACAAAGAGCAGGUCACACAAGAGCACACUCUGUGUGGGGGAGAGCAAAGCACUAUUUGUUGUAGAGUGUCAAAGACGCGCAGACGGGCCACCUGGUCGUCAUGUGGCUACUCCUUUUAAGAUGAACACGUUUCACUCUAAACUCUGCAAAAGUCUUAGUUCUAUCAGAGCUGUCUGUUAUAUUGAUAUAAUAUAACAUCUCAUGGUGGCGUAAGACUUUUUGCACACACAUAGCCUAUCCACACUCUUCACCCAACUUUAUGUUGCACUAUCUUAAGGUCAUCUUUUAUUUAAGGGUUACUACUGACCGUUACUUUUUAGCAUCGUACACACUGUGCUUUUUGAAGUAGGAGCUUCUUGUCAAUGUUAAAUUACCUUUUGGUGUUCUGAAACAACUCUAAAGGGCACUGAAUUGUUACCAGGCACCUUUAAGAAUCAUUUAAGAAUAAUUAGUGCUUAAUCUAGAGCAGGGGUUUUCAAAAUGUCAUCUGCAGCACUUUGGGGAAAAAUAAAGAAAACGUUUUUCAAACCUGUUAAGAUAAUAUCAGUUGCAUGAAUUGAUUUUUACUUCCCAUGUUGAUUGUAAAUAUUUUAAAUGUUUACACUUUUAAUUGUUACAUUGUUCUGUACAAGUCCAGCGUUUACCCCACCUCUCACCCAAAGACAGCUGGGAUAGGCUCCAGCAUACCCACGACCUUAGCGAGGGCAAGCGGUACAGAAAAUGGAUGGUUGAACAUUGGAAAUUAAAAAUUAUAAAUGACACUCAUAAUGGUUUU